Molecule: messenger RNA, 2932 nt
Organism: Xyrauchen texanus (razorback sucker)
Lineage: Eukaryota; Metazoa; Chordata; Actinopteri; Cypriniformes; Catostomidae
Gene: cbfa2t2
Product: CBFA2/RUNX1 partner transcriptional co-repressor 2
Exons: 11
Coding region: 223-1950 (575 amino acids)
Biological process (GO): negative regulation of DNA-templated transcription; DNA-templated transcription
Cellular component (GO): nucleus
Molecular function (GO): transcription corepressor activity
Source: RefSeq, a predicted model, not a curated record
GAGAGAGAGAGGGAAGACUUUCUAAAUCCCAAACCCCAUCUGGAGUCCAUCUGUGCCUCGCUGGCGCUUCAGAUGAACUCGGACUGUAGCGCACACAUAUGAGAGAGAGAGACAGGCGAAUGAAACGAGCUUUAAACAAAGUGAUUUACAUUGUUUGGAAUAAGACACGAGCCAGAGUGGACUAUCUAGAGAGAAGUCAGCGGAGAGAAGAAGGUUCCUGCCAUGCCCGGUUCCCCAGUGGAUGGAAAGAUUAAUUCCAGACCAAACAUCUCCGCUAUGCCUCCUCUACCCUCAGUCAACCCCAGCGGACCACGACCUGCGGCGUUCUCCACCACAGCAUUAAUCAAUGGGAUGAAUCAUUCCCCGCCCACCCUCAACGCCGUUCCCUCGCCACCUCAACGCUACAGCAAUGGGCCUUCAUCAUCGUCAUCAUCCUCGCUGGCCAAUCAGCAGCUUCCUGCGACCUGCGGCGCUCGACAGCUGAGCAAACUCAAGCGCUUUCUCACCACGCUACAGCAGUUCGGCAACGACAUCUCACCUGAGAUCGGAGAGAGCGUCCGGAACCUCGUGCUCGCUUUGGUGAAUUCGACAGUUACUAUCGAAGAGUUUCAUUCCAGACUGCAAGAGGCGACAAACUUCCCCUUGAGACCCUUCGUCAUACCGUUCCUGAAGGCUAACCUGCCCUUACUGCAGAGGGAGCUGUUGCACUGCGCUCGAGCUGCUAAACAGACUCCAGCACAGUAUCUGUCCCAACACGAACAUCUGCUGCUCAGCACCGCCGUACCAUCACCUGCCGACUCAACCGAACUUCUGCUGGAGCCCAGUGAUGCCACCAAACGACACAGUCCCAACAGAGGUAAAGAAAAUGGUUUUCACGAGCGCCCCCCUGCGCCACUGGAACCUCCAGCCAAACGAAUCUGCACCAUUAGCCCCGCCCCCAGACACAGCCCCGCCCACCCACUCCAGCUCCCCAUCCAGAUUCACCCGACCCCGCCCCCUCUCCAACACUACGCCAUGGAUGACAUCACCACCCCUCACCUGUACAGAGAACCGCAUCGUGUACUAGAACUGAGAGAACUGAAGGACAGGCCGCGACUGCCAGGCAGUAAUGGGAGUUACCGUGAGGAACCUGUAGAUCACAGACUGACCGAGAGAGAAUGGGCCGAAGAAUGGCGACACCUUGAUCAUGUGUUAAAUUGCAUCGUGGAUAUGGUGGAGAAGACACGGCGCUCUGUUAGCGUUCUGCGACGCUGUCAGGAGUCUGAUCGCGAGGAGCUUAGUUAUUGGCUGCGGCGCUCAAACCAACACGACGACGGACGCAAGAACGGAGUCGCUGCAGGGAACGUACCCUUCGCCAAAACACACAGCCCUCUGUCUGCAGAGGGAGUCAACUCAGACUCACAGAGGGAGCUCCCAAUGCGUGCCGGCUCUGGCUACGUGCCUGAUGAGAUCUGGAGGAAAGCCGAGGAGGCGGUGAACGAGGUCAAGCGGCAGGCGAUGGAUGAGGUUCAGAAGGCCGUGGCUGAGGCUGACCAGAAAGCAUUCGAGAUGAUCACAGCUGAGAGAGCGAAGAUGGAGAAAACUCUCGCUGAGGCCAAAAGGAAAGCCACUGAAGACGCCAUACAGGUCAUCAACGAACAAGAAGACUCGAGUGAGUGUUGUUGGAACUGCGGCCGUAAAGCCAGCGAGACCUGCAGCGGAUGCAACGCGGCACGUUACUGCGGCUCUUUCUGUCAACACAAAGACUGGGAGCGACACCAUCUCAUCUGCAGCCCGGGUCUCCAGGCUCAGCCCAAACCCAUGUCCGCUCUGAGCACACGAAUGCUGGCCAAAGCCCCUGAGAGUGGCCUCAUCCCGAGCCCCAUCCUGGAGAAAACCUCCAGCACCUCACGAGCGCCCACACCGCCCACACCUGCGUCCUCCUCCACGCCGGACGCCAACGGACACUAGGACGAAAAGUUAGAGUCAGAAGAGUAAACGUCAGAGCGACAGAUGGGCAAAAUAGACCCGUGACAUGAUCCGAUAUUCUGAUUCGGAGUAGCUGUUGGAUAACUCGCCAAUGUGAGAUGAUUUUGAAGCACAUACGGCAAAGAGACGUGCUUGGUGGCAGGGUCUAGCUCGCUUAUUUGGUACAAAUCACCUGUUGUGAUCGAAUCAACCUGCACAAACUUUUGUAGUCGUCUUUCUGUGAGUGUUUGUGUGUGUAUGUGUGCAUGCAUGUUGGGUUUCUGCUUGAAAAUACAAUAUCAAAGCAAUAUAAAAUGCAAUGCCAAGUGAUCAUUGAAUCAUCAACACUAUCAAUGCUGUGACAUGUUCAUAUUAAAUUUCCUUAUCAAUGACUUAAGACAGUUUAUCACUAUUAUGUAACAAGAUUAUCAGAAUUUAAAUGGAAAGUAGGGUAUACGUCUAUUCAUCAAGUGAUUUGUGUGAGCUAUAUGUAAAUAUACUACUAUAUGUUAAGUAUAGCUACCAAACUCUAUAUCAGGGUUCCAAACGCACUUUUUUAACGACUUCUAAUCAUAAAACAGGACAAAGAGGAAACAAUUAAUUUAAAACCACUUACAAAUUAGACCAAAACCAGGUCUUGGUAGUUCUAUACGAAACCGCUCUAUGUUCUGGUGUUGCCUGUAUGUAUUGAUGUGGUAAACUCUAAAAUCUCAGGAGGAUGCUAUAUGUGUAUAUAGUUAUAUUUUUCCGCAUAUAGAGUUGAGCGAAGGUAAAAUAAGUCUUUAGUUACUUUCUCUAAUUUCCACAUUGGUGUCUUCAACUACCUUUGUUUCGUACGGUACUGUACACCAGUUUAAGUAUUUUUUUUUUUUUUCAUUUUCAAAAUGAUGUGUAAAAUAUAACGAAGCAAGAGAAUCUUUAUUUUCUGAGCUACCUUGUGACAUUCAUUUUUUUUUUUUCUCUUAAACAAUUCUUGAGUAUUUAG